Messenger RNA from Hyposmocoma kahamanoa, 1041 nucleotides. RefSeq lists its product as uncharacterized. Bases 1 to 1041 code for a protein of 346 amino acids. NCBI's taxonomy places the organism in Eukaryota, Metazoa, Arthropoda, Insecta, Lepidoptera, Cosmopterigidae. The record is from RefSeq and is a predicted model, not a curated record. The transcript has 2 exons.
AUGUCUUCAGUAAAAAAGUGUGAUGGAUGCCACGAACCCGUGGAGUUAAACAGGUUUAUGACCUGUUUCCAGUGCAAGGCAUAUUAUGAUCUUUUGUGUGCCAACAUUCGUCAAGAGCGUUUCAAUUGUAUGCGCACUGAGGAAAAGCAAACAUGGAUUUGCCAAUACUGUUGUAGUAAAGCACCGAAAGGCGACAACACAAAUACGCCAAUUCGACAAAACCAGGAAACCGCAAAGAGGGUUGGCAACUCAGCACCGAUUGAUAGGUCGGCUGGAUGGGACGACCGGGUUAAUGUAACUCUUAGACAUAAAAAUACCAAAAGCCCCGAUGUCGCCCGUGAGACAGAAGAUAUGCAUCCUGAUAUGGAAAAAAGGUUACGUGCGAUCAUACGUUCAGAGUUUCAGGCGACAUUACAGAUAACGAUGGAGAAACUUAUCGCUAAGGAAAUGCAACCAGUAAAUAAAAUGCUCAUGGAAUUUAGGGAAUCGGUGGAUUUUUUCAACAACAAGUACGAGGAGUUGAGGUCAAUUGUGGAAGAGCGAAAUGCUUCUAUACAUAAACUAGAAGUACACACCACCGAGCUGCAGUCUACAGUAACUGACCUCACCCAAAGACUAAACCGUGCAGAGCAGCAUCUACGCGAGAACAAUGUGGAAAUAAAUGGAGUUCCUGAGCAUAAAUCCGAGAAUUUGGUGAGCACUAUUAUGCAGCUAUCAUCAACUGUAAACGCGCAGCUUAAGGAUGAGGAUGUACUCAACGUAACACGUGUAGCCAAACUUGACAGAAAUAGCAAUCGUCCACGCAGUAUCAUUGCAAAGUUCCGUAGCGCACGUCAACGCGACUGCUUCCUAACAGCUGUCGCGAAUUAUAACAAAAGCCAUAAAGAGGAAAAGCUGAAUACUCGUCACUUGGGUAUCGCCGGUCAUAGGUCUCCAGUUUUUGUCUCCGAACACUUAAUUCCGAGUACGAAAGCUCUUCAUGCUGCUGCCCGAGUUAAAGCUAAAGAAAUGCACUAUAAAUUUGUGUGGAAACAUGGUUAA